Molecule: messenger RNA, 815 nt
Organism: Seriola dumerili (greater amberjack)
Lineage: Eukaryota; Metazoa; Chordata; Actinopteri; Carangiformes; Carangidae
Gene: rab2a
Product: RAB2A, member RAS oncogene family
Exons: 8
Coding region: 143-781 (212 amino acids)
Cellular component (GO): Golgi apparatus
Molecular function (GO): GTP binding; GTPase activity
Source: RefSeq, a predicted model, not a curated record
CUUUGGCUGUUUAUUGUUCCUGCCUCAGCACGGACAGAGAAAACGGGCUAAGAAGCUGCCAGCUACCUUUUUUUCACACGGUUAACGGUUGGUUUAACGAGGGUGUAACGGUCGAGACAACUGACUGCACAAACCAGGGGCCAUGGCGUAUGCGUACCUCUUCAAAUACAUCAUCAUCGGAGACACAGGUGUGGGAAAGUCAUGUCUAUUACUACAGUUCACAGACAAGAGAUUUCAGCCAGUUCACGACCUCACCAUUGGUGUGGAGUUUGGAGCGAGGAUGAUCACUAUAGAUGGCAAACAGAUCAAACUGCAGAUCUGGGAUACGGCUGGUCAGGAGUCGUUCCGGUCCAUCACCAGGUCUUACUACAGAGGAGCUGCAGGAGCACUGCUAGUCUAUGACAUCACAAGACGGGACACCUUCAACCACUUGACGACCUGGUUAGAGGACGCUCGCCAACAUUCCAACUCAAAUAUGGUCAUCAUGCUCAUUGGCAACAAGAGUGACCUGGAGUCGAGGAGAGAGGUGAAGAAAGAGGAAGGUGAAGCGUUUGCCAGAGAACACGGCCUCAUAUUCAUGGAGACCUCAGCCAAGACUGCCUCUAAUGUCGAGGAGGCUUUCAUCAACACAGCCAAGGAGAUCUACGAGAAGAUCCAGGAGGGGGUGUUCGAUAUCAACAAUGAGGCUAAUGGUAUUAAGAUUGGACCCCAGCACCCUACCACCAACUCCACACUGACCGGUAGCCAGGGAGGCCAACAGGCUGGAGGGGGCUGCUGCUGAACCCCCAGAACACACCUCCUCCUUCAACCCCCCC